AAUAAAACAUUAAUUAAUAUACAUUUUCUGAAGUUAAAUGUUAAAUAAAAUUCGUUUCCGACAAGUUAAAAUGGUGAGCCCUAAAUCUGAGCUCGCCUUUUAUUUUCUCUCACCUUUUUCCGCCAUCUUUAACGGCGGAAAUGCUACGAACUCUCAGAUCUCGUCGCCGGCCCCGCUACGGCGCACACAUCUGCGCCAUUAUCGCCGCGCUUCUCCUCCUUCUCUCAGUUUCUCUCCUCCACACGCGCCUUUCUCAACCGCAACAUCUUCUUGACCGCCCCAAGCCUCUACUGAUUGACGGUGCCUUCGAUUCCGAUGCUUCCAGUUUUUCCAUCGAGGACAAGAACGAUGAACUUGACAACUCCGAUGAAGGACAAGAAAACGAAGCAGUAGAUUCUGAAACUCAAGAUCAAGUUCGCGACCAACGUAAGGUUUCUUCAAAUGGCUAUUACUUUGAUCACGUGACGGGAUCAAUCAAGCUUGCGUUUAAUAAAAGAUCAAUUGAUGAGUGGGAUUUUGAUCGCUUAAGUUUUAAUAGUGUUAGUGAUUUUAGCGUAGAUGAUAAUAUUAAGGGCGUGUUUGGAUCAGAUGAUGUACCGGUAGAUGAUGAGGUGAGGAGGAAGAUGAUUGAAGUUAUUGGAAUUGAAGAUGCUUUGUUGUUGAAGGCAGGGAAGAGGGUUUCACCGUUGAGAGAGAAAUGGGGCGAGUGGUUCGAUAAGAAGAGUGAGUUUUUGAGGAGGGAUAAGAUGUUUAAGUCACAUUUGGAGGUUUUGAAUCCAAUGAAUAAUCCGUUGUUGCAGGAUCCGGAUGGGGUUGGUGUUAGUGGACUCACUAGAGGUGAUAGACUUGUGCUGAAGGGGUUGUUCAAUGAGUUUAAGCGUGUUCCAUUUUCUGGGAAGAAGCCUCCAGGAGUUGGAGAUGGUAGGAAGAGUGAGAUUAAGCGGGCGGAUCGCAGGACUUUGAAGGAUAAUGCAAGUAAUGGAACACAUAGUGGGGGAGUGAAUGAUGAUGGCAAUGAGAAUUUAAGCUUAAUUGCAAACGUGAGGUUAGUGAACGAGAGUACUAGCAAUAAGGUAAAUAAGUCUUAUGAGAAAUUGAGCAAUGAGAGUAGUAAGAAUGAUAAGGUAGUGGGAAGUUCUGAAGGUUAUGAGAAGAAGGAUGAGUUUGCGAGUCAUGUAUACGCUGAUGGAACAAUAUGGGGUUACUAUCCUGGUUUGCAUUCUAGGUUGUCUUUUUCAGGUUUUAUGGAAGCAUUCUUUAGGAAGGGGAAGUGCGAUAUGAGGGUUUUUAUGGUGUGGAAUUCACCUCCUUGGAUGUAUAGUGUCAGGCACCAACGAGGGCUUGAGAGUUUGCUUUUCCAUCAUCGAGAUGCUUGUGUUGUGGUGUUUUCUGAGACAAUUGAGCUUGACUUUUUUAAAGACAGCUUUGUGAAGGAUGGUUACAAAGUUGCGGUAGUCAUGCCAAAUCUUGAUGAACUGCUUAUGGAUACACCUGCCCAUAUAUUUGCUUCUGUCUGGUUUGAAUGGAGAAAGACAAAGUUUUACAGUACCCACUAUAGUGAGCUUGUUCGGCUUGCUGCUCUGUAUAAAUAUGGUGGUAUCUACCUUGAUUCUGAUAUUAUAGUUCUGAAUAAGUUGUCUCAACUUAACAACACUGUUGGUCUGGAGGAUCAACUUGCUGAUAGUCCUGUGAAUGGUGCUGUGAUGACAUUUAGGAAACACAGCCUGUUCAUAUUGGAGUGCUUGAACGAAUUUUAUAUGACAUAUGAUGAUACUCGUUUGAGAUGGAAUGGAGCUGAUCUUUUGACUAGAGUUGGAAGAAAGUUUUCGAGUAAAGAGAGUAAAUCUCUCAAACAACUGGAGUUGAAAGUACAACCCUCUUUUAUAUUCUUCCCUAUCAGUUCACAGAAUAUUACAAGAUACUUCACCGCUCCAACAACAGAGAAUGAAAGAGCUGAACAAGAUGCUCUACUAAGGAAGAUCGUGAGUGGAUCUUUGACCUUUCAUUUUUGGAACAGCAUGACUUCUGCGAUCAUUCCUGAGCCAGAGAGCCUUGUAAGCAGGCUCAUUGACAAUUCCUGUAUCCAUUGCACGGAUGUGUUGUGAGUUUCCUGUAUCCUCCAAUCUCUUCUGGAACCACUCAAAGUAGGAUAUAAAAAUAUUUCAUUUUCAGAGCUUUAUUCAUCUAUUGUAACAUGAGAAGCAGACUAAUACAUUCAGCUGUACAGUUUUGUACAUCAAUAUGCGAGAUUGUAUUAGAAAGGAAAAGUGUUGUUCAUUCAUUGAUGUCAGAAUAUCAAUCAAUUGCUGACAAUUUUUUUUAUUCAUUGUGUACUGUAGAGGCAAUUUGUAAUAGUUUCUUCUUCAAUUUUGUUUAUUCAA
Mangifera indica (mango) is the source of this 2381-nucleotide messenger RNA. RefSeq lists its product as uncharacterized. The coding region runs from base 141 to 2105 and encodes 654 amino acids. The record is from RefSeq and is a predicted model, not a curated record. The transcript has 5 exons. Lineage: Eukaryota; Viridiplantae; Streptophyta; Magnoliopsida; Sapindales; Anacardiaceae.